GCAGCUGAGGUUGUAUAUAUGUCAAAGGCCCCAAAGUGAUCAGUGGAGUUUCCCUGUAACUCACUGGCUGUAUCCAUCCAUCCAUCUAUCUUUCCAUCUCAUUCUUUCGAUCAAGACUUUAGUCCCCAAAACCAACUAUGACUUUCUACAGACACUCAGGUCCCCGCAGCUAUACGACCUCCACUAUGGCAGAUCGCUUUGACUGCUUUUACUGCAAAGAUAACCUGCAGGGUAAAAAAUACAUCAACAAAGAUGAUAAGCACGUGUGCGUGCGCUGCUUUGACAAACUCUGCGCCAACACCUGCGCUGAAUGUCGCAGACCUAUAGGCGUCGAUGCAAAGGAGCUGACUCACAAGAACCGCCACUGGCACGAGGGCUGCUUCCGUUGCGCCAAAUGCUCCAAGUCGCUGGCCAACGAGCAGUUUGCUGCCAGAGAUGAUGGAAAGGUCAUGUGUGAUAAAUGCGGAGCUCGCGAGGACUCCGCGCGCUGCCAGGCCUGCUACAAAUUGGUUAUGCCAAGUUCUAAGAAUGUGGAAUACAAGAAUAAAAUCUGGCAUGAAGAGUGUUUCACCUGCUUUGAAUGCAAGCAGCCCAUCCGCAGCAAGACCUUUUUGACUAAAGGUGAUGAUAUGUACUGCGGUCCCUGCCACGAGAAGAAGUUUGCCAAGAACUGUGCCCGCUGUAAAGAGCCCAUUACCUCAGGCGGGAUUAGCUAUCAGGAUAAGCCCUGGCACGCUGAAUGCUUUGUGUGCCACACAUGCAAGAAGCCUCUGGCUGGAGCACGUUUCACUGCCCAUGAAGAUGAUUUCUACUGUGUGAACUGCUAUAAGGCUGAUGUGGCCAAAAAGUGCUCUGGAUGUCAGAAUCCCAUUACAGGGUUUGGGAGAGGGACCAACGUGGUGAACUACGAAGACAAGUCCUGGCAUGAAUACUGCUUUAACUGCAAAAAAUGCUCUCUGUCCAUGGCAAACAAGCGCUUUGUCAUCAAAGGAGAGCACAUCUACUGCACUGACUGCGCCAAAAAACUGUGAUGGCCUAAAUAAAAGGUUAAUAAUGCAGAGUAACAAUCAAAAUUAAGA
Molecule: messenger RNA, 1079 nt
Organism: Paramisgurnus dabryanus
Lineage: Eukaryota; Metazoa; Chordata; Actinopteri; Cypriniformes; Cobitidae
Gene: fhl1a
Product: four and a half LIM domains 1a
Biological process (GO): muscle organ development
Molecular function (GO): transmembrane transporter binding
Source: RefSeq, a predicted model, not a curated record